Molecule: messenger RNA, 3841 nt
Organism: Anopheles merus
Lineage: Eukaryota; Metazoa; Arthropoda; Insecta; Diptera; Culicidae
Gene: pn
Product: exopolyphosphatase PRUNE1
Exons: 10
Coding region: 113-1234 (373 amino acids)
Biological process (GO): sensory perception of taste
Cellular component (GO): cytoplasm; membrane
Molecular function (GO): exopolyphosphatase activity
Source: RefSeq, a predicted model, not a curated record
UUGUUUAUUAUUUUGCCUCAAAGGCUGUGGUCCUGCUAAAAUCGGCGGAGUUUAAUCUGUUUUUGUAUGGGGAAUUCAUAAUCAUAGCUUUGGAAAUAACACCACCCACAAUAUGAACGCAUAUUUACAACGAUGCCGGAAUGUUCUGAAAAGUUCUAUAAAUAAAAUCGCUGUUAUCGGUAACGAAAGCUGCGAUCUAGAUUCGGCAGUGAGUGCAAUUGCCUUUGCAUUUCAUCUGCAACACUCACCGAAGUUGUUGAGCCCUUGGUACAAACCCGAUACAAUAGUUUAUCCCGUGCUGAAUGUAACGCGCGCUGAGCUGCCACUGAAAACUGAGGUAACAUUCUUCCUCAAACGGCAGGGAAUUGCGCUGGAUGAGCUGAUCUGUCGUGAUGACAUCGAUUGGCCGACGGAACAAGCUUUGAACGUUGUGCUCGUAGAUCAUCAUCUUUCGAGCCUAAAUCAGAACAUAGUGGGAAUCGUUGAUCAUCGUCCCGUGGAAGCUGCUGCACGGUUCAACCCAAAUGCUUUUAAAACAAUUGAGCUCGUUGGUUCUUGCGCGACCCUUGUCGGUCGUCAACUGUUUAGCGAUGGAAUCUCGCCCGAAGAACGAGAAGGAUAUAACGUUGCAUUGGAGUUAUUGUAUGCUGCUAUCGUGCUAGAUACUGUAAACUUUUCCAAAGAAGCCGACAAAGCAAAACCCCUCGAUUACGAUGUGGCAGAAAGAAUAGAAUCGCAACUGCAGAUUACGGAACAAGUUCGCUCAAUGCAUAGAGAGCAACUGUUCAAGUCCUUGGUCGAUGCCCGUAGCGACGUGUCGGAGCUGAACGCUUAUCAGUUGCUGUUGAAAGAUUUGAAAAUAAUAUCGCAGAAUGAUCGUACCGUGGCGGUGCCCGGUUUCCCGAUGGCAGUUCAGGAAUACAUAAAACUGCCGGAAUGGAGAGAGCAUCUGAAUAGGUUUGCCACCAGCACUGAAAGUAAUGUUGUGAUUUUGCUCGGAAUGAAGGUACACCCUGAUGGCAGCGUGCGUCGCGAUGUUGGUGUCAUUCCGAUCGAUGGCACACCGUUAGCGGAGAAGAUCAUUGCAGCAUUGCACGCAUGCCAGGAAAUUAAUUUUGAGCUCGAAGAAAUACCAUGUUCGGAGAAUGGCACGUUUUAUCAGCAACAUAAUUUAAAAGCGUCGAGAAAACAAUUAAUUCCAAUUGUUAAAAACGUGCUCAGCACAAUACAGUGAUCAAAUAAUGGUACAUUAAAUUAUUCACAAAAGAAAUCAAGUUCAAUCUUUCACUGUUCACCUAAGCUCAUUGGUUUGUGCGCCCGCAUGCGAUGUGGAGUGUGCGCUCAUUAUGAAAUAUGUGAUCACAUUAAUCAAACGCCGGUAUAAAAGUAGCAUAAAAAGACCCCACGUCGGGUACAGCAUUCUGCAGUCUUAUUUGAAGUACAAACAUGAAAGUUGAAAAUACUGUAAUUUUCCUUCAUAAUCUGUUCAGUGGACCGAUAGCAAAGGACGAUCAUCGCUUAACACCGCUUCAGAUGUGCAUCUACACUACAACGGUUACCGGAACCAGUGUUGCAUUUUUUACCCUUUGCCUGUUUGAUUUACAUCGCAUGCUGUACUCACGCGAUCUUGUUUUGAGUGUUAUCGAUCUGCUAAUGUUGCUAGGAAUUGCAACAACCGUACUGGCUAUUCAAUCCUCCGCAGUGAUAACGCAUUUGACCAAACCAUGCGUUUCCAUUUUCCAGUGUCUUGACGAUAUCGACGCGCAUCUGUACACGCUAAACAUAGGCGGUGAGCCUACCCACAAUCUUUCAAGAAACUGGCUCGUUAGUGCCGUUGGCGCAAUCGUCAUAUCGCUAGCCUAUCUGUUGGCAAUCGCAUUACGCAUUAAUGAAGCAAAUACGUUGAUCUUUGCCUUUAAGGCGUACGGAAUGUUUGUGAUAUUUCUUAUGCAUGGAAUUUUUCUCGUUCUUUGUUAUCAAAUAUGGCAACGAAUCCGGUGCAUGGUGGUGCACCUGGGGAAGAUGAUUGCAACUUUCAAGCGCCAGAAUAAUCGAUCGAAUAAUAGCGAUAAAGGGAAUGCUAGUUUGCGAUUUUGCAGAGAUCUCCAGACGUUGGCCAUUGUUCAGUGGCAGUGUUUUAGGGCUUGUAACCGUCUCAAUGAUGAAUGUGGUCUAUCGAAUGUAUCCAUUUUUGGUGAGUGCUUCUACUGUGUACCAUGCUUCUAGUAUGUAUAGUAUGUCAACUUCACCACGUGGUAACAAUACAUUUUACAUGUUAGGAUUGUUUUUCUACGUGCUCACUGCAAAAAGUUUUCAGCUAUUCUACAUUUGCUCAAUCGAGUUCAAACGUCACGGGUUUACUUUCACUCAUCUGCUAGAACCAACUGUGCUGAUAAUCGCAGUUUUUUUAUAUUUUUUUACAUCCGCCUAUCUAGGUGAAAUGGUACUGAGAGAGACACAGCUCGUGAUAAACAAUCUGCACAAAUUUGAGUCCAUGCAUACGACUUCCCAACAUAAAAUUAACCAGUCGGAGUUAGUUGAGCAGCUGGGCAAUCAAAUCGUGCAUCAACCAAUAUGCUUUAAUGUGAUCAAUUUCUUUCAGAUAGAUCUCAAAUUUUUCCAUUUAGUGAUGGCAUCCGUCGCAACAUAUUUAAUCAUAUUACUGCAAUUCGAUUUCCAAAAUUAAUGUUCAAGCUCGCAUACACAACAUAAUCGUUGUUGGGAUCAACUCAAAAUGGUUCCUCGUCGUGAAAAACGUAUGUUCCUGCACCAUUGUUAAGGACAUCAAUGUUUCACAGUAUGCACACGCCACGGCGUUUUGUUCUCAUUUGCUACUCUCCGGAUGUGAGUAGUCGCCGAAAGGGAUUAGUUGUAGAAUCAUUUUCGGUACACCAUGGAAGCAACUAUUAAUCACACCAUUUUCAAACUUUUUGGGCUAAUGCCAAUCUUUCAAACAAAGGGUAGUGCGUGGAAAAUAUUUCUAAACACAUGCUACAGCCUUUGCGUUAUUACUUUUAUCACAGUGCAUCAGUUUGCUAUCUACUACCUUCAGCUAGAGCGAGAUUUUGCCGGAUGGUUCAUAAGCGCCAGCGUGCUAUUUACCAGCUUCAUCGCACUGCUGCAAACGUUAACAUCGGCAAAAGGGUUGCAGUUUCUAAUGACGGAGCUGGCGAGUAUCGAUUCGUUGAUAAGCAGUUGUACUGCUACCAGCAAGAGACAUUAUAGUGCCAUUUUCUACGCCAUGUACUGUAUCGGCUUGACUAGGGGCAUUUUUCGCAUGGCCCUAAUGAUACAACUUGGACUACGGUCGCCAAACUUUGCCGUUCAGUUGCUCGUGCCGUCGAUUAUUGUUUUGGUCCGAGUUAAUCUACAAAUCUAUUUAAUGGAGCUUAUUGCUGCGCAGCUAGAGGCGAUUACAGCGGAGCUUUCCAGCUCACUCGAAGACGCCGGGCGAUGCAACACCAAUGAAGCCGAUACAGUGUAUCGAUCCAGCUGCACGCUUCAGCGAGCAGAAUGCUUGUAUGGACGUUUACAAAAAUGUCUUCUGAUGGUAAAUGCACUGUUCGGUUGGUCUACUGCAGCGAUCGUGGUGCUCGUGUUCGUUGGCAUAACGUUCCAGUUCCGCGUCCCGAUGUAUCCUCUUCCGUGUUAUGCACAAAUUAUAGAAGUCUUAUACUCAAUAUUAAUACUAUUUUGCUUAUGUCGAGCCUCCAGUCAAGCGACAGAAAAGGUAAAGAGCAUUAUGGAAAGCUGUCGCCAUACCAAAAUAAAACACAAUUCUCCUGUACCAGGUGAACGAAAUAAAGCGCGUACUGCUGAAACCGUUCUAUAAUGCUUUGCU